UUGGUUUAGUUGUGUUGUGGACAAACAAGAAAGCAUUAAAACGAGAAAGUCUUUUAAAUCAAACAAAAUUAAAAUUACCAUAGGUUUAAACACUUAGUAUUAACUGCUUUGGAAAUAUAUAUAAGGAAAUAUUUACUCAUGCAAUUAUUAAACCGUUUAAAAACUUUUUGUAUAACACAAAAAAGUAUUUUUCUAAAUAUCGGUUCUAUAAUUGAUUAUAAAGUGUCGCUGUAUUCAUUCUCGUGGUCUUGCAGUGCCUGUUGAAGUGCUUAAUAUUCUACAAAAAGUUGCCGGUGUUUGUAAAAUAAUCUGCUGACAUGGCAAGAAAUGCAGAGAAAGCUAUGACCACCCUGGCCCGAUGGCGAGCGGCCCAAGUGCAAGAGGCGGGCGGGCAGCGCGAGCGGAGGCCUUACCUCGCGUCGGAGUGCAACGACCUGCCGCAGGCUGAGAAGUGGAGGUUGCAGAUAGUGAGGGAAAUCGCCAAGAAGGUCGCACAAAUACAGAAUGAAAUGGAUAGUGAAGCAAAGUCCCCUUCAAUUGUGAGCGGAAAUAGAAACGAGGAACCGGUAUCAUCAAUAAGAUCUCCAUCGUUAAGAUCGGCGCACGCGUCACCGGGCAGUCCACUCCAGUCCACCAGUCGCACGAGUCCCGGCAAAACAUCUUUGAAAAGUGACAAAAUGUCCAUAAGCUCACGUCAGAAGAGUCAAGAAAUGAGCCAUAUUGGCUCACUGAGCAAACAACUGAGCGACCACGUCGACGAACUUACCAGUUCAGUUAAUAUGCUGACGAAAGACGGCAGCCCACAGUCUCCGGUCCUCGGGAGAAAUAUAGAGAAAAUUGCAACCAUGGGUGAAAUACUCACUAACGAAGCGAACGCUUUGAGAACCUCAAUCAAGAGUUUGUCAGACGAUAUCGCCAAAACCAAAAUGCAAAUGAAUUGCUGCGAUAAGACGGAAGAUGUUAACUUUCCGUAUCACCUCUUUCUGGUUGAAAUAGUCGUGAACAAGAUUCACAUGAAAUGCGAAUGUUUUGAUGUGGACCUUAACAAUCUAGUUAUAACUGCGACGUUUUUGGGAAAACAACCUAUUGUUUUGUUAGAUUCUUCACUAGGGAAAGUUGAGAAUUUGGCUAAACUUAACGCCGGAAAAUCUACUCUAUUCGCUAUGACAUACGACAAGAUAUGUGCGAUAAAGGAAUUCGAAAUAUUUCUGCAACUGACGAAGCAGCCGCCGUGUUCGUCUUGCGUUACAAAGAUCGCCGAAACCCGUCUGGAUUUUACAUCGGAAUUUGUUAAUUUAAGAGAAGAGUUGUGUAAGAAAUGGACGGAGGAGCAGCCUAAUGACAAUAUUCUUUGCACGACUUCUACUCCGCUCACGAAGAAUUUGUAUUACCUAUCUUGUGGGAGUAACAGUAGUGGGGAAUCGAUUGGAGUCAUCGAGGUUACUGUGCGGAUGUCGUUUCUGGGGAAAGAGAUCACGACUGCUUUCUGCGCCGCGCCUAAGACGCACGGCGCUUCGUUCUUGCUGAAGCAGGAUAACGGGAUGGCCAUGUACUCUUGCCAGAAGGUAGAGAUGGACGACAUGGGCAAGGUCCUGUUGGACGAGGAUGUGAUGAGCAAGAAGCGGAAGCCCCAUCAGGCACGGAGGUGCGACAGCCCGGAGUCUCAGCUGUCCAGUGUCAUGUCUUCUAAAUCCUGUGACCCGCAAUCUCCAUACGCUAGUUACGCGUACCCAAAACCGAAGUACGAUGAAAUCUUCACGAAGGUGAACGCGAACGAACUGAAAAUAAGAGUUCCGAAGACCAGCAAAGUGGAGAGAGUCGGCAAGUAUGAGAGGAUACAAGAACUCUGCUCGUGCGAGAGCACUCCCCACAACAACAACGGAGAACAAAUACAGUUCGAGAUGCCGGCCGACUGUAAAAACAAUACGUACUCUUCCAACUUGAAAUAUACUUACAAAGGUUGCGACAAAACACCAGAUAGAUACGCAAAAGAAAAGGUUAUAAAUGUUACACCUAGUAAUUGUCCCGUGCCAGUAAAUUGUGAGAAAAUCUUGCAUCCGCUGAAAGACGUGUUCAUUUUGAAGAUUGGUAAAAAAAUGGAGACAAGUGAUAAGAAGACUGAUUUGGAGAUUGAGCUAGUGACGCCUAAAGCUAUUCAGGAGAAGACUGUUGAUAACAGCAACACGGCACAGCAGUGCAGUUCAUUGGAUUUGAAGAAACUUUCUAAGACUUCUAAGAAGGGAAAAGGGAAGAAGAAUGAGAAGAAAGGAAAGGGCACCGGUCUCGGCGAAUUCAGAAUUCGCGACCUAAACGAUGAGAUCAACAAGCUGAUGCGUGAGAAACGCCACUGGGAGGUCCAGAUCAAAGCCCUGGGAGGGCCGGACCAUGCCCGGGUGGGGCCCAAGAUGCUGGACCAAGACGGCAAGGAAGUACCCGGGAACAGGGGGUAUAAGUACUUUGGAGCCGCUAAAGAUUUGCCAGGUGUUCGCGAGUUAUUCUCGCAGGAGCCGCCGCCCCCGCCGCGGCGCACGCGCGCCGAUCUGAUGCGAGACGUAGACGCCGACUAUUACGGGUACAGGGACGACGACGACGGGCUGUUGUUGCCGCUCGAGCAGCAAGCCGAAAAAGAGGCGAUAGCCCGCGCCGUUGAUGAGUGGAAGAGGAACAAGGAACAGAAUAAGAACCAAGAUUUGCCCGAGGAGGAGAACAUAUAUCCUGAAGAUCCUGACGACAAGAGAAUAGAAGACGACGAGGCAGAAGUAAGCAGAAGCACUUCGCACGUGGCUGUGCCGUCGCAGAAGGACAUAGAGGAAGCGUUGCUGCGGCGGAAGAAACAGGAGCUGCUGGAGAAAUACGGCUGUCUCGAUGUCAAGCUGGAGGGCAGCUGACCGAGGGAGAUGAAUAGUUAAUAAAGUUAUUUAU
Molecule: messenger RNA, 2922 nt
Organism: Amyelois transitella
Lineage: Eukaryota; Metazoa; Arthropoda; Insecta; Lepidoptera; Pyralidae
Exons: 9
Coding region: 318-2888 (856 amino acids)
Biological process (GO): mRNA 3'-splice site recognition; generation of catalytic spliceosome for second transesterification step
Cellular component (GO): post-spliceosomal complex; Prp19 complex; post-mRNA release spliceosomal complex
Source: RefSeq, a predicted model, not a curated record